CCCGCGCGCCCCUCGCCCUGCAGCAUGAGCGGCGGCGGCGGCGGCUCCUCGGCACCCGGCCGCUUCGCCGACUACUUCGUCAUCUGCGGGCUGGACACCGAGACCGGGCUGGAGCCGGACGAGCUCUCCGCUUUAUGCCAGUAUAUACAGGCCUCUAAAACCCGAGAUGGUGGCAGCCGUUUCAUUUCAAGUGCAACAGAAGGGGAAAACUUUGAGCAGACUCCGUUAAGACGCACAUUUAAAUCCAAAGUUCUUGCUCGCUAUCCUGAGAAUGUUGAAUGGAAUCCUUUUGACCAGGAUGCAGUGGGAAUGCUGUGUAUGCCUAAAGGGCUUGCUUUCAAGACACAAGCAGAUUGCAGAGAACCUCAGUUCCACUCUUUCAUUAUCACUCGCGAAGAUGGCUCGCGGACAUUUGGAUUUUCUCUCACGUUUUUUGAGGAGGUCACUAGCAAGCAGAUCUGCAGUGCAAUGCAGACCCUGUACCACAUGCACAAUGCUGAGUAUGACAUUCUUCACAGCCCUCCCUCCAAUGACAAGGAGAGCUGCAGCAGCACCGGGGACUGCAAUGGCACCUCUGUCUCAAAGCUGCAGCGGUUUAACUCCUACGACAUCAGCAGAGACACUCUCUAUGUCUCCAAGUGCAUUUGUCUGAUUACUCCAAUGUCUUUCAUGAAAGCUUGUAAGAAAGUUCUGGAACAGCUUCACCAAGCAGUGACUUCGCCUCAGCCACCGCCGCUCCCUUUAGAGAGCUACAUCUACAAUAUUCUCUAUGAGGUUCCUCUUCCUCCAGCAGGAAGGUCAUUGAAGUUUUCAGGUGUUUAUGGACCAAUUAUCUGCCAGAGGCCAAGCACCAAUGAACUACCAUUGUUUGAUUUUCCUGUUAAAGAAGUUUUUGAAUUGCUUGGAGUAGAAAAUGUGGUUCAACUCUUUACCUGUGCCCUUUUGGAGUUUCAGAUACUGCUAUAUUCACAGCAUUAUCAGAGGCUGAUGACAGUGGCAGAGACCAUCACAGCACUAAUGUUUCCAUUUCAGUGGCAGCACGUGUAUGUUCCUAUCCUUCCAGCAUCCCUCCUUCAUUUUCUAGAUGCUCCUGUCCCUUACCUCAUGGGCUUGCACUCUAAUGGACUGGAUGAUAGGUCUAAGCUGGAACUUCCUCAAGAGGCAAACCUGUGCUUUGUGGAUGUAGACAACCAUUUCAUUGAGCUGCCAGAAGAUCUACCCCAGUUUCCAAAUAAACUUGAGUUCAUUCAGGAAAUUUCAGAGAUCCUGAUGGCUUUUGGAAUUCCACCUGAGGGAAACCUGCACUGCAGUGAAAGUGCCUCCAAGAUGAAGAGCCUCAGAGCAUGUGACCUGGUUUCUGAUAAAAGAAAUGGGAACAUAGCAGGAUCACCUCUGAAUUCCUAUGAGCUGCUAAAGGAAAAUGAGACUAUUGCAAGACUCCAAGCACUUGUUAAAAGAACAGGUGUGAGUCUGGAAAAGCUGGAGGUACGAGAAGAGACCAGUAGCAAAAAGGAUCUUAAAAUUCAGUGUGAUGAGGAAGAAUUCAAGAUUUACCAGCUGAACAUUCAGAUUCGGGAAGUUUUUGCCAACCGCUUCACACAAAUGUUUGCAGAUUAUGAAGUGUUUGUCAUUCAGCCCAGCCAGGACAAGGAAUCCUGGUUUACAAACAGAGAACAGAUGCAAAACUUUGAUAAAGCUUCUUUCUUGUCUGACCAGCCUGAACCUUACUUGCCUUUCCUCUCGAGAUUCCUGGAGACCCAAAUGUUUGCUUCCUUCAUUGACAAUAAGAUUAUGUGCCAUGAUGAAGAUGACAAGGACCCUGUUUUGAGAGUUUUUGAUUCCAGGGUGGAUAAAAUCAGGCUGCUGAAUGUCAGGACACCGACUCUGCGCACAUCUAUGUAUCAGAAAUGCACAACCAUUGAUGAGGCUGAGAAAUCUAUUGAAUUAAGGCUGGCAAAAAUAGAUCACACUGCAGUUCACCCACACUUGCUGGACAUGAAAAUUGGACAAGGGAAAUAUGAGCUUGGAUUUUUUCCUAAGCUUCAGUCUGAUGUUUUAUCCACUGGCCCAGCAAGCAACAAGUGGACAAAGAGGAAUGCUCCUGCUCAGUGGAGGCGCAAGGACAGGCAGAAGCAGCACACGGAGCACCUGCGUCUGGACAAUGACCAGAGAGAGAAGUACAUCCAGGAAGCCAGGAACCUGGGCAGCACCAUCCGGCAGCCCAAGCUCUCCAACCUCUCUCCAUCAGUAAUUGCACAAACAAACUGGAAGUUUGUAGAAGGCUUGUUGAAGGAAUGCAGAAAUAAGACUAAGAGAAUGUUGGUUGAGAAAAUGGGUCGAGAAGCUGUGGAGCUUGGUCAUGGUGAAGUGAAUAUCACAGGAGUGGAAGAGAACACCCUGAUAGCCAGUCUGUGUGACCUCUUGGAAAGAAUAUGGAGCCACGGUCUGCAAGUCAAACAGGAUAGAAGCUGUACUGCUUUCGUCUUAGAAGACAGAGCAUCAGUUUACUCUGCCUCAAGCCAGGUUUGGGCCUUUCAGAGCAGCAGACGGCCAACCCUUCAUAAGGGAAAGUCUGCUUUGUGGUCUCAUCUGUUACAUUACUUAGAGAACAGACAAAGAAGAACCACAUCAGGCAGCUUCAGUACCUCAGGAAUACUUCUUGAUUCAGAAAGACGAAAGUCUGAUACAAGUCCAGCCAUGUCACCUCUCAGAAUCUCUCUCAUCCAGGAUAUGAGGCAUAUCCAGAACAUCAGUGAGAUCAAAACAGAUGUUGGCAAGGCCAGAGCCUGGGUUCGCCUCUCUAUGGAGAAGAAGUUGCUCUCCAGGCAUCUGAAGCAGUUGCUUUCAGAUCAUGAACUCACAAAGAAGCUCUACAAGCGUUACGCGUUCCUCCGCUGCGAUGAUGAGAAGGAGCAGUUCCUGUAUCAUCUCCUGUCAUUCAAUGCUGUGGAUUACUUCUGCUUCACCAAUGUUUUCACAACAAUCUUGAUACCAUACCAUAUCUUGAUUGUUCCCAGCAAGAAACUCGGUGGCUCAAUGUUCACAGCCAAUCCUUGGAUCUGUAUUUCGGGGGAGCUGGGUGAAACAGGAGUCCUGCAGAUUCCCAGGAACAUAUUAGAAAUGACUUUUGAGUGCCAGAACCUGGGAAAACUGACCACAGUGCAAAUAGGACAUGAUAAUUCAGGGCUGUAUGCCAAGUGGCUUGUGGAAUAUGUUAUGGUCAGAAAUGAAAUAACAGGGCAUACUUACAAGUUUCCCUGUGGAAGGUGGCUGGGGAAGGGGAUGGAUGAUGGCAGCUUGGAGAGGAUCCUGGUGGGAGAGCUGCUGACUUCCCACACGGAGGCCGACGAGCGGCAGUGCCGGACCCCUCCCCUGCAGCAGUCUCCAAGCAUGAUCAGGAGAUUUGUCACUAUCUCACCAAACAACAAGCCAAAGUUAAAUACUGGUCAGAUACAAGAAGCUAUUGGUGAAGCUGUUAAUGGUAUUGUCAAGCAUUUCCACAAGCCAGAGAAGGAGAGAGGCAGCCUGACCCUGCUGCUGUGUGGAGAAAGUGGACUUGUGUCAGCUCUGGAGCAAGUGUUCCAGCACGGAUUUAAAUCACCGAGACUCUUCAAGAACGUCUUCAUUUGGGACUUUCUAGAAAAAGCACAAACAUACUAUGAGACCCUUGAGCAGAGUGAGAUGGUCCCAGAGGAGAACUGGCAAACGAGGGCCAGGAAUUUCUGUCGCUUUAUCACUGCUAUCAACAACACCCCCAGGAACAUUGGGAAGGAUGGCAAGUUUCAGAUGCUGGUGUGUCUUGGAGCCAGAGACCACCUUUUGCACCACUGGAUCGCCCUGCUUGCAGACUGCCCCAUUACAGCCCAGAUGUAUGAGGACAUGGCCCUGAUUAAGGAUCACACGCUGGUGAAUUCUUUGAUUCGGGUGCUGCAGACCCUGCAGGAGUUCAACAUCACCCUGGAGGCAUCUCUGGUCAAAGGAAUCGACAUCUGACCUCCUGUCCCACAGGAAAAACUGUCUUUACACACACAACAAAAAGCAACAAGGAGUGAAUCUCGUUAGUAUGCAAAAGUUCUGUCUUGCCAGUACAUUGUAUCGUGAACUUGUUCAUGGCCCAGAAAUGCAACUCUGACUUUUCUUGAAGGAAACUCCAGAAAUAGUACAGGCAAAUGGAUAGAAGCUGUAAACUCAAUGUAAAAAAGAGGAUUUUGGUAUAAAUCUAUUUUAGAGUUUAUUUGCUGAUUUGCUUUUUACACACUUUCAUGUGAAAGAGAUAGAGAUGAGUAUUGUGCAGCUUAUUUUAAAGCUGCAGUAUUUCCUUGCCAUAGAAAACGUGCAGUGAGCCUUUCAGCAUUCUGUGAACUUGCCUUCAGAUAUGCUGUAUGUCAUAGACCCCAGUGUAUACACUCCAUUUCUGCUGAGAAGGUCAUUCUAUAGUUUUUAAACUAAUAUUUUAUAUAUUAACAUUAUUACCAAUGUUUGAUUUUUAAGGUGUUGGGUCAUGUUCUGCUGCAAGGGAACUACAGAUUUGAUCUGUGCUUUUAAUAGCUCCAAAGCACUGAUUUGUCAACAAUUAUUUUUUUCCUUUAUUUUUGUUGUCAGUAUUAUUUUUAGUGAAAUCCAGGAGACUGAACCGUGAAAUGUCCAGAGAUCAAAGUAAUAUUUUUCAUAUUGGUACGUAAUUGCACAGAAGAAGAAAUUAAGUCUGUUUUUUAACUGAUGUUUUUUAUUUAUUUAACCUAUCAUUGUGUUUUGUAAGUUUGUCUUUAAAAAAAAAUCUUCUAUGAUACAACUGGCUAUAUUAUGUUGCAAUUCAGAAUUUACAGUGUAGCCCACUUAAAUGAGAAACCUGGAAUAAUUGUUCAUAACACAAGAACAUUUCCACUUAAACCAGCCUUUUGAAGCUUGGUAUAUGCUGGCUGCUGGUAAUUCUCUUAACUGCUCAUAAAGAGGGACAUGAGUUCCCCAGAUGCCAGAUGACUAAAUAAAAAUCUUUAUGCCCCAUCUGAAGUAAUAACAGUAUACCUUACUAACAACUAAAAGGAUUUCUUAAUGUUUCUGAAAGGACAGUGGUAUUAAGGUUUUUUCUUUUCCUUUUGAGUGCAUAUGUCUUGGAUCCCAUUCUCACAGUCUGCUUCAUUUGGGAUGCUUUUGUUUUUAGCAAAGAAAGUUUAGGCCAUUUCUGCUAUGAAACACAAACAUUUUGAAAGCCUAAUUUAUUGGAGAUCUGGAACUUGGCAAAUGCCUAAAGGCAUCUCUGUUCAUUUGAAUCCUCUGAUAAAAAUCUCUUUGAAAUGAAUAUGUGACUUAAGAACAGGCUGAUUUAUCAGCAUCACAAAUUACUGUACAGAAGUUCAGGGCUGUGUAUUUAAGAGGUCUCCACUGUAUAAACUUAUCUCAGUAUUGUCUCUCUUUGGAGAAGCAGAAUCCGAGUUUUUUGGUUCAUACAAUGUUGUAGCACUUUUACUUUACCUACAGCUUAGUCACAUCUUGUGAUAGUUUUAUUUCCAUAAUUUAUGAGUAUAGCACAUGUAUUAAAUUUUUGACUAUUUUUAA
This is a messenger RNA of Melozone crissalis (California towhee), 5556 nucleotides long. It is a transcript of the gene DENND5A, whose product is annotated as DENN domain containing 5A. The transcript is spliced from 24 exons. Gene Ontology annotation, molecular function: small GTPase binding; guanyl-nucleotide exchange factor activity. The record is from RefSeq and is a predicted model, not a curated record. Lineage: Eukaryota; Metazoa; Chordata; Aves; Passeriformes; Passerellidae. Bases 25 to 3993 code for a protein of 1322 amino acids.